GUCGAGCAGGGGCUGCUGUGCCUUGCCAAGCUUCUGCAGCUGGGCUUCGGGGAGGCAGGAGCGCGCGUGAUCUCCCGUUGCCUGAGGAACGGCAUCGUCGCUCUUGACACGCACAGCCCUGGCGUGAUUGUGCAUGCCUUCUUCGGCUUCUGCGACAUCCGGAACUUCACGGACCUCACAGAAGUGCUGCAGGCAGAUGUGGUUCAAGUCGUUAACGGGGUGGGAAAGAUCGUGCAUGAUAGCGUCAACAAGUGCCACGGGGCCCCAAACAAGAACAUCGGAGAUGCUUUCCUGCUUGUUUGGAAGCCCAAGGGAGAGCUCGACAUUCAGGAGGUGGCUGACGGAGCUCUGCGGUCGUACAUCGAAGCCAUCUGCGAGAUCGCACGGGACAAGAAGAUCAUCGCGCAGACGAGCAAGGAGGCGGUGCAGCGACGGAUCCCGGGCUAUCAGCUCCGCCUCGGGUUCGGCCUGCACUACGGCUGGGCGAUCGAGUGCGCCAUCGGGUCUCAGCACAAGGUGGACGUCUCAUACCUGAGCCCGCACGUGAACAUCGCCUCGCGGCUGGAAGCAGCGUCGAAGCAGUACGGGGUGAGCAUCCUCCUGUCGGGCGACGUCUUCGAGCUCCUCUCG
Molecule: messenger RNA, 630 nt
Organism: Guillardia theta CCMP2712
Lineage: Eukaryota; Cryptophyceae; Pyrenomonadales; Geminigeraceae
Exons: 3
Biological process (GO): cyclic nucleotide biosynthetic process; intracellular signal transduction
Source: RefSeq, a predicted model, not a curated record